GUCAAAAUUGUGUUGGUGACAUUUGAAGAAUAUUUGGAGCCAAAUUUCAGUCACACUGAGCACAAACUCAAGCAUUCGAAAGUGAAGAAACAGAUAGCAUAUACCACUUUCACUUUCAAUCAACACUAUAUGGAGAUCGAACUCCCAUGCAAUUAAUUAGUGUUCUUUCAGAUGGAGCAAAGGAAGAGUAAAAGUUUGAUUGACUGCACUAGCGAUAUAUUCGCUAAUGGGAUUCAUUUUGCAGCGCCAAUUUCCUCCUUGAGGACGAGUGAGCUUGAUCUGGUGCGCGGUGUAUUACAAAUGUUGCAAGGAUUUUCCGGUUCACUUUUUAGUUGGGAUUGCAGUGGGAAGAAAUUUUGUGUGAAAAGUGGGAUAUAUGUUUCUCACCUCUCCCGAUCUAGCCUUCUUGCCAUUCUCAAUCAAUUUAUGUAUGCAGCGACUUGUCUUCAGUUGACACAGCUCGUAUUGCAAGAAGUUAAUACAGCUGCAAAGUCAGCUCCUCCUACUUUAAGGGCGUUUGUUACGUCUGUUUCUUCCUGGCUGAAGAGGCUGCGUGAUAUAGCAUUGAAGGAGGAGAUUAAACUUAAUGAUGCUGGCUCUGGAACCACUCCUACUUUAAUGGGUUUAGCUGGCUCUUUAUCGAGGAUUGCUAUCAUCCUACUUCUGUUCCAAAACCCAAUCUUUAUUGGACAUACGCUCUUUGGUGCUGAAUAUUUAUUACAAAUUAUCCACAAAGCCAUUCCCAAAGUAUUCUUUGAAUCCAGUGCUGCAAUUACCCCUGCUGAUUUGGCAGUUCAUGUGCUUGACAACCUUUACAAGAAGCUUGACGAAGUAUGCUUGAUACAAAAUGGUCAGGUUGAGAGAACUGUUGUUGAAGAAACUUACCAAAUGCUGCUUCAUAUAUUUGUUGGAAGUUUAUUGCCUUAUAUUGAGGAACUUGAUUCCUGGGUUUUUGAAGGAAUACUUGAUGAUCCUUUUGAAGAGUUGUUCUUCUAUGCUAAUGAAGCAGUCUCAGUUGAUGAACACGAUUUUUGGGAAAAGAGUUAUUCUUUAAGAUCACUGAGGUUGGAUGGCGAGGUCAAUUUAUCAAUAAAAAAGGAAACAAGUGAAAGAAAAUCCAUUUCUUUGUCUCAUUUGCUGAAGGGAAAAGACCAGUACACUGGAGGCUCAAUAGCAUGCCCCCUGUUUAUGAAGGACAUAGCUAAGUCAAUAGUUGCUGCUGGAAAGUCUUUGCAGCUCAUUCGUCAUGUUUGUGAAACAUCUCCCGCGUCAGAAAAACAAAAUGGUGAAGAGUUUACUGCUAGUGGUGAUUUUGGAGGAAGUUUGGCGAGGCUAUCUUUGUCGGAGCUUUUCUGUGUGUCAUUGGCAGGUUUAAUUGGUGAUGGUGAUCACAUAUCUAGGUACUUCUGGAAACAUGACCAAUAUAAUCUUGAGACAGUUUCCUCCUUCAAGACCCGCACAAACUGUUCUGAAGUAGAAAAUGGCAUUGAUGGGUCAACAUGCAAAGGGAAACAUUGGUUUAGUUUACUGGUAGAUGCAUUGGCGCAGAAAGGAAGUGUCAGUUUGAAGUCUGGACACAAGGAUGUGAAUAAGCCCGUUGGUAAAGGAGAAAAUUAUAUGACACUUGAUAUAAAAAAUUGUUUAUGCUCUUUGGAAUCAUUCCACCCUGAAAAUCCAGUUAUGACAGUGUGCACUGCAAUCCUGAAAGAUAACAUAAAUGAUUGGAAAAGAUUGAACCUCUCUAGAUGUUACAACUUGCCCCCAUUAAACGAUGAGAGUUUAUUUAAGGCAAUAAUAGGUGAUGAGGACACACCCUUUUCUGAAACAAAAGGGACAGAUUUUACUUUUGGUUUUCAGUUUGAUAAAUCCAAACAUGUUCAUUUGCAAAAAGAAGCAAAGCUGAUUGAAACAUUGCUUCCUUUUCCCACACUUCUCCCUGCAUUUCAGGAUGAUCUCCAUAUUUCAGAUCUCUUGCCCUUCCAGAAGAAUAGCACUCUUCCUUCAAGGUUUCUAAGCUGGAUGCAAAAUAUCAUGCCAAGGACAAUGCCACUUACGAUGGUCAUUAUGGAAGAAUGCCUUGUUGUAUAUCUGAGACAGCAGGUGGAUUACAUUGGCAAACACGUUUUAUCAAAGUUGAUGAAUGAAUGGAGAUUGAUGGAUGAGCUAGCUGUCUUACGUGCUAUUUAUUUGCUAGGAUCAGGGGAUCUGCUGCAGCACUUUUUGACUGUAAUUUUCAAUAAACUGGACAAGGGAGAAACGUGGGAUGAUGAUUUUGAGUUGAAUACUAUAUUACAGGAAUCUAUAAGAAACUCUGCCGAUGGUAUGCUAUUAAGUGCUCCUGAAUCUCUGGUGGUGUCUAUUGUCAAAACUAAUUCUUUGGAUGGCGACGAGCAAUCUAAUUUAGCGAAACUACCCUCAACCCCACAUAAAAGCUCUUCACCUUUCUUUGGAAUGGAUGGACUUGAUUCACUUAAAUUUACAUACAAGGUAUCUUGGCCACUUGAGCUUAUUGCCAACACUGAGGCAAUUAAAAAGUAUAACCAGGUGACAGGGUUUUUGUUAAAGGUUAAGCGUGCCAAGUUUGUGCUUGACAAAACUAGGCGUUGGAUGUGGAAGGGUAAAGGAACUCCUAAAAAUAAUAGUAAGCGCCACUGGCUGGUGGAGCAGAAACUCCUUCAUUUUGUGGAUGCCUUUCACCAAUAUGUCAUGGACAGAGUCUAUCAUAGUGCCUGGCGUGAACUCUGUGAAGGUAUGGCUUCUGCACAAUCUUUGGACGGAGUUAUUGAAGUGCAUGAAGCAUACUUGCUGACGAUUCAUAGACAGUGCUUUGUGGUUCCAGAUAAGCUGUGGGCUCUUAUUGCUAGCCGAAUCAAUGUUAUUCUUGGGUUGGCCCUAGAUUUUUACUCCGUGCAGCAGACAUUGAGUAGUGGUGGAGCAGUUUCUGCAAUUAAGCUUCGGUGUGAAAUGGAGGUCGAUCGUAUAGAGAAACAAUUUGAUGACUGCAUUGCUUUCCUUCUCAGAGUCCUGUCAUUCAAGCUAAACGUGGGGCACUUCCCUCACUUGGCAGAUCUGGUUACAAGAAUAAACUAUAGCUACUUUUACAUGUCUGAUAGCGGGAACUUGAGAACUGCCCCAAGCUCUGAAACCGUUUCUUCCAGACUUGGGAAAACAUUUAUGGGAAGAACAGAUUAACUUUUAUCCAUCUUUUUGGUAUUUCCUCUCAAGGCUAGUUAAUCCAAGUGCUUUGAGUUCAUUGUUGGAAUUAGUUGAUGUUUCUAGUAAAUCAGCAUAACCUUCUGUUUUCUGAUGGGAUCGUCGUGUCAAGUAUUUCUGUCAAAACACCUGGACGCCUUCACUGCAAAUUGCUUCAUGGUCAGCUCUUUGAAGUCACCACGUUCUGCAGAGUUUUUUUCUUAACCUGUUCACUCCUUUGGCAUCUCAACAUGGGCAGAUCACUUUUCCAUGAAGGCUGGCGUAACAAUGUACAAAAUUUAACCUAGUUUGAAGUGUUUGUUUUAGUCUCGAUGACUUGGCCAUGGAGUAAGAGAUUCCUCUUCCAUAAUCUAACAAAAGCAAGUUGCAGUGUAUCUCAUCUUCAAGAUCUCUUAUUACUUGGUGAAAUUUAGAAUGGGCUGUAUGUAACUUCCUUUAGUGCCCAGAAUUUUCAUAGCAAAUCUUGCAUUGUUCAACCUAUGAAACAUCCGGAUGAAGCCUGGGAACAUGCUUCCUUGACCUUUAACCUUUUCCUUUUUCCUCUAGCGAUAACUUGUGAAUUACAUGUUCUUCUAGAGCCUUUUACAAUCCAACUUUUUUUUUUGGCCACUUGUAAUUUUGUAAAGCAAACGAGUAUUGGAAAUUUCCAGCAGGCCAUUCUGGAAGUUGUUUAUUUUUUACUAUGGAAAUUUGAAUGUUCUAUUUUAAAAGAUUACGCUUUGUCUAUCAUUUUGGUUCCUUUA
This is a messenger RNA of Cucumis sativus (cucumber), 3956 nucleotides long. Its product is annotated as gamma-tubulin complex component 5. Gene Ontology annotation, biological process: mitotic cell cycle; spindle assembly; microtubule nucleation. The transcript has 18 exons. Gene Ontology annotation, molecular function: gamma-tubulin binding; microtubule minus-end binding. Bases 172 to 3192 code for a protein of 1006 amino acids. The record is from RefSeq and is a predicted model, not a curated record. Gene Ontology annotation, cellular component: centrosome; gamma-tubulin complex; spindle pole. Lineage: Eukaryota; Viridiplantae; Streptophyta; Magnoliopsida; Cucurbitales; Cucurbitaceae.